AUGCCUCCCAGGGGAUAUUUUACCACAGGAAGCCUCUCAGCGUUUAUUUUUCUUGGUAUCAUCAGAGGAUCUUUUUCGGUUGCCUUAUACUUUGCAGUACAUUCUUACAAAUCGCCAAGUCUCGUAUUUCUUCUCCGGACACCAGGCGCUAUCGGUCUGUACGCAGUUUUUAUGGUUUUCCUGUCUCGGCGAGACAGCGAGAUCAAGGAGAUGUUCUACGACAACUGCAGAGCUGUAAGGAGUUACUGGAAGUUUGCUGUGAUGGGAUUUGUUCAGUUAGCUGCCCCGUACAUUCUUUUCACGUAUGCUUUGCGAGUUUUGAACCCCACAACUGCUGGCGUUUACAUGGCUGCCGCUCCGUGGUUUUCGAUUUUGUUGGAAAGAUUGCCAUUCGUUCGAGUAAGUUAUAUUUUAUUGUCUUUAUUCUCUCAGCUUUCAGGAGUCGUAAAAUCUUUAAUUACAGAUGCUGUUAAUUGUUAUUUCUAACUGUUGCUUUAAUUAAAACCGGAAGUGAAUUGAACGUAACGUAAUUUUGAUUGAAAAUAAGCUUAUUAAAGCAUUGUUGCCAUGCUGUUAGUGAUGUAAUGAACUUAAUAUUAAUUGGCCCUGUGCUAAAGAGUCUAAAGAAGGAAGAAGAAAUAUCAAUAUACCUCAAAUGUUUGUUGAAGCCACAUUUGUGUUGGGUGACUGCUAGACAUUGCCUGCAUGCAGACGUCUCCUAUUUCCUUUGUUUCACGUGUAAAAGGGACGUCUGCGUAACGCCGUCGCUAAUCGUGUUCCAGCAUCACGCUGGGUUCCCAAGAUCUUGGGAACAUGCUGUGAUAGGCUGACACACAGUGCGCAUUGUUUGACUUAACGCUAAUUGGUUGUUAUCGAAUCUGGUCUGAUAAUGUAUGCGGUGAUUUAUGUAAUCGGGGUUUUCCAGCCAAAACAAACCAAAACAUGUGCCAUUUUGUGCAGACCGUUCGAAAUUCUUAACGUGUACGAGGAAAUUAUUUCUUUACAAUUUACUGUGCAUGAGACAUCACAUCAUCUUUAUAAACAGUGUCUGGGAAAACUACAAAAGCGGCGUGGACUUCGCACCAGGCAGGCAUUUCGGAGAAAGCCAGCCAAAGAAACUAAAUUCUUUAUUUAGCUGUAACAAACAGAGGUCAAAGAAAAUUUAAACACUUUACAACUGCAUCUGAUAUCAAAUCCUAUCAGGAAAACCCACAGAAGCAUAAACCACAGGAAAUGAUUACUCAGUAUGCAUGUAACGAACUUGCUUCAUGACCUCUAAAUGUAAGACUUAGUGCGCCAAAAACGAGAUUUACUCAGUCAAAAUUUAGAAUGCCACAUGCACCGUGUAGUGCUAGUAACCUUCGCGCAGGAGAGAAAAGAAGAAAAACCUCUGUUCAAGCAGACUCUCAAGGUCACGUUUCGCAUUAUCACGAGCUUAUGAUGUUGCGUUUGGCCUGUCAACUCUUAUUUCUAACCGGGUAUUAUUUCACAAUUUAUGCGAAGGGAAUACCCUGCCAGCGUAUGCUGGAACACGAUUAGCGACGGCGUUACGCAGACGUCCCUUUUCCGCGUGCAACAAAGGAAAUAGGAGACGUCUGCACGCAGGCAAUGCUAGACAUGGCCUGAUUAAGGGCUUAGGUACAAAAUCAUAGUUAUACCUGGGCCAGGGGGACACACCGAUAAUUACCCUAAAGGUUAUGUGUUGCAAGUCAAGAUAUGGUUACAGAUAUUAUCAGUUUUUAUAUCCAGAUUUCUUAAAGGAAAUGGACAGUUGUCAACAGAGGCUAAAAUUCGCAUUUCAGUUUAUUCAGUUUAUUUUGCCAAAAUUAAAGCACUUAUAAGCGGCCAUGGGGGGGGGGGGAGGAAUGAUCCCAGGGAACCCCUGUUCAUUUGCACAUCAACGUUUACAAAUACCCCCUACUCAAAACCAAGAUUUUUUGACAAAAAGCUGCUAACACCUCUCCCUUGGGGGCAAAGAAGUGUGCUCUGACAAGUCAAAAGGUGCAAUAUUUCAAAAGAGUUCUAUAGAAGGAAUCGUAGUCUUCUUUUGACAAAUAUAGUCGCUUUGUAGGCAAAGGCUGGCCAGCUAAAAGGAACACCAUUUUUUUUGUCACCAUUUUGCCAGAAUGUGUUCACCAACUGAACAUACCCAGUCCUUUCGCAGACAGGAAUGGCACUCGUUUCCAGCUUCAUCUACAAAAUGGCAGUUGGUGCUACAAAUCCCGCGCAUCUUCCCCCGGAGAUCCUGCUACGAAAGUGCAAAAGCAAUCCAAUCCCCCCAUCCAGGGCUUAAAAUUAACGAACAAAGUUGACAAAUCCUGCACCAUGCCCUCAUAUUUCCCCAGGGUUACUUCCCCAGGAUGGCCACUGAUAAGUGCAUAACCUUUUUUUGGCAGGGAAAACAAUACCACUAGGCCAUGUCCAAGUGGCUCCAAGCCUCUGUUUCAAAGUGAGGCUCAAUAUGAAAGUGGCAGUGUUUAGAACUUGAAAAUGGCCUGUCGAUCUGGUUCUCAAUAGGACACUGAACUUGUAAAAAUGUGAAGACAAACUUGACUUUACUGACAAACCUCAAUCGUCUUUUGCCUUUCAGGUAAGUUCUCCAGUUUCAGCAGGAAAAGUUGGGGCCAUUGUUGUGGGGCUGGUUGGCAUCAUUCUUGUUUCAGUAUCUGGCAUUGCAUUAGCAUCAAACAGUGAUGGGCUUUGUCAUAAUUGUGAACUAAAGAAUGGAAGCAUGAGUAUGGAUAACACUACAUCUUUUGAAUUAUACAACAAAUGCUGUACACCAUUUACAAUGGCAGAAAAAACAUUUUCUUUACUUGCUCUGAUAAGUGGUUCCUUGAUGUGGUCAAUCAGCUCAGGUAAAGUGUAUGUACUAUUGUUUUACUUUUUUUUCCCAUCUUGAAAGUUGACUGAAAGAGUACUGAACACUUAAGCCAUUGCCCAGGGCUCUCAUUAUCUUAUAAUUAUUAUAUAAAGCAGGUGUAGCAUAACCAUUUUCACUUUUAUCACUUCAAAACAUGUUUACACUCUGCCACAUAUGUUAAUUGGGUCAAAGCCAAAUGACAGCCCAAUGACAGCCAAAAUGUCAGGCUGUAGCUCUUCCAUUGUUUCGCUUGACCAUACUGAAUUUGCUGUGCAUGGAGGUUCUGUAUGGAUAGCAUAACCAGUGAUCACUUUCUUUUUUUUUUCUUUUUCGCAACUGCUAUUUACUUGUAUCCUGGUAAUUUUUUAUCAGUUUUUUGGCGAUCCAACAGAGGAAGUAUCCAUUACGUCAGUGGUGGCAUAGGUAAUAAUUUAUUUGGUGGACUUUUUGCUCUUAUGUUGUGGACUAUACUGCAGCAAAAUGAAGACCUUGAAGAGGUUUGUGUUUCUUUGAGACAAUGUAAUAUUUUUUUUAAAUAUUAUCCUAGUAAAACCUCCCAAGUCUAGAUAUAGAUUUAUGAUCUCCACCAUAACCUGACAUAUUUACGGCAGCUUAUUUUCAGUUAACCUCAACAUCUUGCUUUAGUAUAGAUCUUAAUAAAUUAUUGGUAUGCUAUGUUUGUAAAAAUUUUAAACCAAGGAAACUUCUGAUUUUCCUUUGUUUAAAAUUUUUUACACCAGUUAUAUAUUUUUUUGUCUCAGAUUGAUGGAAGGGCCUGCGACAGAGAAAAACUAAGCUGAUUUCAUAAAAAUGAAGUAAAAUUAAAACUGCAACAUAUACAAUUUAUAAGAUCUUACAGUAGUAAAAAGUUCAUUUUUAAAACGCUAAGUAAACGAUAGGUCAUUUAUUAAAAAUUCGUUUUUAGAUCAGUCUAUUUAGAGAUGGAUGUCUGGAACUCCUCUUCCUUAGUCUUCCACUGUUUUACUUGUUGUGUUAUUUUAUCUUGUAGACAGACCCAUGUUAUUUAAGUGUGAGUGUUCUUUAAAUUCUGUUCAAAUGAAAAAAAAGUGCAUCAUACACCUACCAACUUUCUUUGAAACACUAAAAAAGGCACCAGAUUGUGAUUUUUUAUAUGUCUAAUCAAACUGAAUUCAAAGGUCUCCGGAGAUUUCUGAACAAGUUCCUUACAAGUUCCAAAUAGCUCUGAAGUCUUCUUUAGUUAGUAAAAAUCCGGUUCUUUCUCAGAUGAAAUCAGAGUUUUCUAGGAAAUUACAGCAAUUCAUUUGAACUUUUCUUUUCUCAUUGGGUUCUAUUAUUAGUUCAACCUUAUUUUGCUUUAAAUAUUUUUCAUCAAAAAUGUGUCAGUUAAGGCUGCAAUAGCUGUGCUGGCGUAAUUGUGCUUGCAUGAGAGCUGGCAGGUUUAGCAUAUACCAUAAAAUUUCCAAAAAAAGCCCUGCAGCUUAUAUUUUUCAAGGGCCGUUUUUCAAAAUCGAUUAGGCUAGCCUUAUUGCUGGAAGGAAAUGUACCGUUUUUGCUUUGUUUUACUUUGUAUUUGAGGGCAAUUUCCAAGUACAAGCCCCCCAGGGGGCUUAUGUUCAGAGGGGCGAUGUAAUGGUGGGUUUUUUGCAUUACGAGUUUGGGGGGCUUAUAAUUAGAGGAGCUUAUACAAGGAGGGGCUUACUUGCGGAAUUUUACUGUAACUUACAAAAGUUAAGUUAUUUCUAUUGUUAAAUGUAAAGCUGCUUCCUUAAGGAGCUAUACCACCAUAAAUAUUAUCAACCACCUUUCAGUAAGGUACACCUGUGUCGACUUAGCCCUCUUCCCUGCCUUUUUUUUUAUAUAAUUGCCUUAUAAUUAUGUUCACCCAAUGAGUUACCUCAGGUAAGUUAAGUAUAUUUCCACAUCGAAAUGUUAUGUUGUAUUUAUGACAUUAUACGUUUAUCUGUUUUUGUCUACUUUUGCUUCUUAGAUACAGUGGAACAAUGCGUCAGCUGUUAUUUCCAUCAUUUUUCUGACCGUUGUUUCUGGCUGGCUGGCAGCUAUUAUUGUAGAUUAUAUGUACAGAGAAGUAGGUGAGUAAGUCGCUUUGUUCUUUAGUUAUCUCAAAGUUGCAUAUAAACAGUCAGUUAUCCAGGGCUUCUGAUAUUUUUUGGCGAAAUUCAGGUAAAUCCAUGAAAUCCUGCGAAAUUCACAAAAACACGCAAAUACCGCAAAAUUCAGUAGAAAUCUUAUCAAAUACAUGUCUGUACAGCAAUUUUGAAACUUGUCUCAGCUACUGGGGAUAUUUACUUGCCGUAAACUCGCAAAUUUAUGUCAAAACUUUGUCACUGAAAUGUGCAAACAACGUUCUGAAACUGCUACCAGGUGUAGAUUAUGUUGUGAAAAACUGGGCACUAGCCAUGAUGUUAAAGGCUUUGCCAUUGGUUCAUUUCGGAGCGUAUUGUUGUUGAAAGGGCAAAUGAUGACCUCUGUUAGAAAAACAUUAAAAACGCUGGUCUGAUCAGCGCAAAAACCAAUUGAUUUCUAGCAAAAUUUGCCCUAAAAAUAACCCCAAAAUCCGCCGUUUUUUUACCAAUUGCUUUCCAUCCAAGUUUGCCCCAAAAAUUCCCGCAAAAUGGGCAUUAAUAUUCUUCCCUCCUUCAGCCAGUUAAAAACCAAAUAAAAUAAAUGAAGUGAAAUGAAAUAUUGGCAUGAUCCUACUCAGUGCAUUUUGCACAUUGUGUUUACAGGGGCCCUGGUAACCAACCGUGUCCUCUGCCUUGUUCCGCUCGUGGCUUGGUUUGAAGACUGGAUGUUUGUUAGAGAAUUUAAAUUGAUGCCCAUUUAUUGGUGUAUACCAGUUGAGGUUGUAGGUGAGUGUAGGCAAUUUCAAUAGUAAAUUCAAACAUUUCUUCUGAAUGGCCAUGUCACCUUGGGGACAGUUCAGAGGUGACUGACAGUCAUAAAGAGGUCGCCAUUGUCAUAUAUGCCAACUCUCCUGGAUAAUGUGGGAGUCUUCUGGAUACAGCACUGAUCUCCCUCUCUCCCAUAUGGGUCACCAAAUUUCCUCGAUAAAAUGGACUUUUGAGAUUUUUUGUGCUCUAGUUUGAAAUUUGGUCAGGGUAAAACGCAGACUGCAGACCAUUGUUUUACCCACGCAAAUGAAUACGUAUAGUAUAGUCCCAUUGUUUUCUAACCCUUAAAAUGAUGGUCCACAGUCUGCAUUUUACGCUGUCCUGUUUGAAAUUUAGCCCAUUUUUUUCUCAAAGUUCCGACUCUUUUAUUCAUUUUUGCAUGUAUUUAGUCACUGACAAAGAUUGUUUCGUCAUUACAACGUUAAAAGCAAAUUUUGACAGCAUGUACUUCAUGUAAGACUUCAUAUAAUGUCCAAAGCCAUGGCAGCUGGGUGGGUUUGGGUGGUGGGGCUGUUAACAUUCGUGGGGAGAUGGAGGGGUAGUGAAAAAUAGAGAGACUCUGGAUUUAAGAUCUCCAGAGGUUGGCAUCUCUGCAUUACAGGCAAGAAUCAAGGGGUAGCCUGUAUGGUACUUACAAUAGGUGUCUAAAUGGAUAAUGCAAGUAAGGGAAAUGGGAGGCAGAUUGGGGAUAGCACCCCUCCUCUACCCUUUUUGAGCCUGCCACACAUGAUAGGUAGGGGUCUAAAAUGACAGCAAUUUUGUGGCAUGGGAAGCAAAAGAACAUUUUUUCUUUAAAAUGCCAAUUACUAUGUGUUAUAUGAACACUAUGAAUAUAAAUCAAUAAAAUUAUAAUACCAAAUGUUCAAAAUUAAAAUAUCUAUAAAAUAAAAUGAGGGAGGUACAGUAAGCAUGUUAAUUUGUAAUUUUUUUUUAAACGGGAGUAAUGGAGAGGUUAGUUGGCAAUUGAUUGUAACUUACUUGGCUGUUGCCAUUAUGGAGGGAAGGCUGUUUCAGAAAGGGUAAAAACAUAGUGAACACAUUGACUUGUUCUCUGUGACAAAGGUAAUAAAGUGGCUGUUUUGUAGUUAACAAGCGAAGCAAGCAAAGUGAAAAUUCAACCAGAGGAAAUACAGAAGAAAUAUUCAAGUGAACAAGAUUUAUUUUUUUUUGGGGGGGGGGGGGGGGGGGAGUUACUGUUAUGGAGGUAGAGAAGAAAAUAAGAGGUGUUGGUAGAAGAAAAAAAAAGAAAGAAAGAAAAAAAAAAAAAAAUAAAAAAAAGAGAAAUAAAAAUGAAUGGGAGGUAAAGUGUUUUGUGGGGGGGGGGGGGGGGGGGGGCUAGGGGAAUCUGCUGGACUGUUGCCAUCUUUUUUCAUAUAAACAUCUGGUGAUUUUGCCCAUCAUUUGUGUGAAAGCAUAUCAAAGUUAAGAAGAUUCAUCUUUGCCUUAUUCUGCCUGUCUGUCUAGGUGUGGUUUUCAUGUUUGUCGGUCUGACAAUUUCAAACUUGGAACCUGAGAACCUUUCAAGUGCUCUUCGCAGACCAUUAUUAACUUCUGAUGAGCGCGAGGUAAUUAACCAAUUAGUAGGGGCUUAGAAAAUGUCCUUUGCUUUGAGCGGCGGUUCCUGUCUGUGUACCUUAAUCUUUACCACGCCCCUUCACAUUUUUACAUUCAUUGAUUAAUUGAUGGAUUGAUUGAUUGAUCGUGUAGAUCAUCCUCUGGCAGUUUGGACCAGUUAUCAAAUUCCUUUAAAAAAUUUUUCUAUCUAUCUACAGUACCUCUAAAGGUCUAGAAAUGUAUUUCAUGGGAAACUAUAAUUUUUUUGCUAUCUGGUGAUCCUAGCCUUUUCGAUUGUAUUUUUCGCGGUUUCUUUUAUGUAUAUUUCUUUGAUGUAUAACUGAUCACCUUUGUAUUAAUUAUUAAGCGGGAUAACAAUCAGGAUGUAUUUUAAAUGUAGCUCUCUUUGACCUAACCCCCUGUAGUUCUAAACUUUACGUUAUAAAGGUGGCAUUUUCGUUUUUCUUUUUUCUCAUACGACAGACCCCAGAUUCAACGCAGUUUUACAACAACAUCCGGGACAUUGAAGAUGGCAUGUUUUCUGAUGAAGAGGUGAAAAACACCAGUUACAUUCAAUCAUGCUCCACAAACUCGAGUGAAAAUCCCUUCCCUCCCCUAGUGGAGGUACCAAGACAGGAUCAUCUCACUUGA
Molecule: messenger RNA, 7962 nt
Organism: Porites evermanni
Lineage: Eukaryota; Metazoa; Cnidaria; Anthozoa; Scleractinia; Poritidae
Source: the annotation of a GenBank genome assembly